Molecule: messenger RNA, 1779 nt
Organism: Oikopleura dioica
Lineage: Eukaryota; Metazoa; Chordata; Appendicularia; Copelata; Oikopleuridae
Source: the annotation of a GenBank genome assembly
AUGGACGAAGUCUGCCCCAGCCUUUUUGACGAUAUUCUCGAAGGAAUACCAGAAGAUAAAGGUGCUAACGAUCCUGUGGGCGAUGAGGGAAUUUCUCUGGGAGAAGAGGAAAAUGGCAAAAAACAGCAUAGAAGUGCUUCUGUCGUUCAUUUUGCUAUGAUGGAAAAUACAAGAAAAAUUCAAGAUUCUAAAAAGCGCAAUGCCAAACUCUGGAAACUAGCCGCUGAUCGAGGCUUGGAUGAAUCGCUGAAAACCGACUGGUCAAAGAUCGUCGGAGAUGAACCAGUUGAAGUUGCCAAACGACUUCGAUUCGAUGGGCGAAAAUGGUCGGAAGAUAAAAUCAAACUUCGAAUACAAAAAAGUCCUUUUGCAAAUGGUGCGAUGCGAGAAUGCUACAGAGCUCAAAAGCUCGGGAACUUUUCUCUGAAAGCCGACUGGAAGUAUGCCUCAAAUGUUGUUUUGAAAAAAUACAUCGAGGAGGUCGAGAAAUCCGUUCUUUUCGAAGACAUCACGCUUCAAAUGGAAGCCAAGCUCUGGGCGAACGAGUACAAUCGUCGAAACCCGCCAAAGAAAAUCGACGUCAUGCAGAUUUGCAUCGUCCAGCUCAUCGAUCGGGAUGAUGCUCCCUUCUUUCAAAUGGAAAAUUUCAUCGACGGAAAAUACGUGAAAUACAACUCGAACUCUGGCUUCAUCGGAAAUGAUCGAAUGACGCCACAAACAUUUUCGCACUUUUCAUUCGAAGUCUCCAACAGAGAGAAGAUGAUUAUCGACAUCCAGGGCGUAAAUGACCUUUGGACCGAUCCACAAAUCCACUCCGCGAAUGGCCUCGACUACGGAGACGGAAAUCUCGGUGUUCGAGGAAUGGCGCUCUUUCUCCUCUCGCAUACUUGCUCUUCCCUUUGCGAUUUCUUCAAUUUGCCCAAGUUCGAAAAACACGAGUCCGAAGAAGCAGGCUCCCAGCUUCACCAAGCUGUAAAAUCCACUCUCGCUUCAUUGACAAAAGUCGAAACUCAGAAGCGAAAAAGGUUCGAAAGCAGAACUUCUUCAAGACACGAUUCUGGGCUAGAAUCACUCUCGGAAGAGCCUAUCGAUCCUCGAAUUCGUCAUAUCUCAGCUUGCUCUCAAAUUUCGGAUGAUUCUGGUGCCUGCGGCUCGCUCUCGUUGAAAACUAUCGAAGAAGAAGUGAUUUCGCUAUCACCAAAAGUUUCCAAAGAAGAAAUUCUAGUUGAAAUCCACUACGCCAUCUGCCAGCUUUAUUGUCAAGAAAGAAUUGAAUUUUCAAACGAAGCGUCUAUUUUCCACCUGAUAAUCGCGGCCGAUGCUGGUCAUUUAGAAGCAUUGACGAUUUAUGCGAAGAAAUUGCUCGGAAUCCAAACGGAUAUUCUUGAAGAAAUCGUGGUCGAGCCCGAUCGAAAUGAAGGAUUCAAAUAUCUUGAAAAAGCUUCUGCUCUGGGCGAUUCUUACUCGACUUUUCUUAUCGCAAAUGCUUAUCGAACUGGCGAUGGUCUUCCCGAAGGAGUGGAAAAGAACUGGGAAAAGGCUUGCACACUCUUGACUCAACUGAUCGAUUCGAGGACUGAAAUAGGUGUUGCUGUUUACAAACUCAUGGAAGAAAAAGCAUCCAUGCUCCAAGAAGGGGGCCACGGACUCGAGGCCAAUCCCACCGAAGCCGCAGAGACGUUCGAAUGGGCGGCGGAAGAAGCCACCUGCGCGAUGAAAGGAAAACAGGCGGCGAAAUACUUCGAAAUGGCGGAAAUUGCCUGGAGCCUCGUUGAAUAA